Pipra filicauda (Wire-tailed manakin) is the source of this 1534-nucleotide messenger RNA. RefSeq names its product CD160 molecule (gene CD160). The transcript has 6 exons. Gene Ontology annotation, cellular component: plasma membrane. Gene Ontology annotation, molecular function: transmembrane signaling receptor activity. Gene Ontology annotation, biological process: regulation of adaptive immune response. The coding region runs from base 325 to 903 and encodes 192 amino acids. The record is from RefSeq and is a predicted model, not a curated record. NCBI's taxonomy places the organism in Eukaryota, Metazoa, Chordata, Aves, Passeriformes, Pipridae.
AGCCAGCAUAAGCCUGAAUGGAACUUGUGUGUGGCAGUAAGUUCCACAGUGGCUGAGUCCAUAUAACCAGUGACAAGGUCCCAAGAAGUCAAGCACUAUUUUUUGAAUCUCAGAAUCUCUCAAGGCACCUACCCUUUUGGAAAAUGGAGGCCCAGCAAACCCCUCUUGAUUUUCUCCUUCCCAGCAGCGUGCCAUUUUCCACUUGCUGUCCUGGCACUUAGAGGUGUUACUGGGAAAAAAAGGAAAAUCUGUAUUUUGAAGGAAAGAAUGAAGCUCUCCUGCCUCUAAUGUUGGUCUGAAAGAGGAAGAUAUUGUGUGCAGAAGAUGACUCUGAUCCCAGAGUUCCUCACUAGGGUGGGAGGCAGUCCUGUCCUCAUGUUCCAAAUGGCAGCUCUGGCAAUGCUGGUAUCAGAACACAGCAUGCUGGAAAUCAUUUAUGCACCUACCACGGAGUACCUGGAGGAAGGCAAGACCCUGAAUUUGAACUGCCUCAUCAGGCACCAGCAGAAUGAAUCGUCACAAAUUGAGGCUCACUGGUAUAAAAGAGCAGAUAAGCAAAAUGAGACUGGGUUUGGGGAGGAGGUGGAAAGCUUGCACCUUUCACAAAACUCGGACCCCAGGGCGAAAGUCACGUCCUCACUGCUGCUGCAAAUUCAGAAAGUCAACCAGUCAGACAGCGGCCGCUACCAGUGCAGGGCCAAAAUAAAGAACACUGUCCUCACUGCUGUGGGCCACUUCAUCAGGGUGAAUGUAACAGGUGUGAACAUUGUCAAUUCCACAGAGAGGACAGAGGUUGACCUGGAAGAGAACAAAGCUCUAAGGGUGGAUUCUGGGCUGGAGAAAAUGUGGGCUGUGGUUACAAUAUCCUGGAUAAUUGUGUGUGUCAAAGGACUCAUACUCUGAAGACCCUGUGAAGUCUGAGCUGCUUUGCUUAAACAAGCUAAUGUUCCUGAGAUGCUUCGUUUCAUUGCACGUGAUUUGUCUGGGGUUCACGUGGUGUUUCAUGGACACUUCAGAGUUCUGGGGGAUUUAUUUCUGGACUUCCUUGUACUGGUUCAUUGGGAUUAUUAAUUUUACCUGUUAACCCCAUCUACCUCCUAGGGAAAGAAGAAUAAUUUCUACAUGACUUCUCUAGUCCUAGUAUUGAAAUUUUCUGACAUCAGUGUCAGUUCUUCCAGGUUUUGCCUUCAUUGAGGCAACAGAUUUCUCAGCAUUGUGCUCUUUGAAAUGAAGAGAUGGUUUCUUUCCAGCUGUAAUUUCUGGGACCUGCCUCCCAUUCAGAGAGGUUUUUCCUUUCUUCUACAGCUCUCUAUGCAAAGAAGGAUAUCCUGUGUUCCUUUUUCCUCUUAAACAUGUCCUCACAUCUUUCUAGUCCAUUUUCUGUGCUCUUCAGUUUGCUCUGAGAAAGAUGCAAAUAUUCUCACUGGUGUGAGCUUAAGGCAGGGGAGAAGGAAUGAAGUCAGUGUCAAACUCACUGUUCUGAAAACAGAAACCAAAAUCAGUUGUGAUGUUUUACCCUAACUCUGAGAUGUUU